Molecule: messenger RNA, 6736 nt
Organism: Aphanomyces invadans
Lineage: Eukaryota; Oomycota; Saprolegniomycetes; Saprolegniales; Verrucalvaceae
Exons: 4
Coding region: 364-6612 (2082 amino acids)
Biological process (GO): positive regulation of transcription by RNA polymerase II
Cellular component (GO): transcription regulator complex; histone acetyltransferase complex
Molecular function (GO): histone acetyltransferase activity; zinc ion binding; transcription coactivator activity
Source: RefSeq, a predicted model, not a curated record
CAAAAACUCGAGUAUUACUACUGGGAAGGACGAGUGAGGGAGCCGCGCCGCCGCCACUUCGUCGAGACUCGUCCACCUCAAGCACGCCCACGCCGAACGACAGCAAGAAAAGCUUGUCGCAAGGGUCAAUUCUCGAGAAGAAAUUGGAGCUGCUUUUGUGUCGACACGUCAAGCUGAAACAGACUUGGCCCUCAGACAGGUCGACCUUCCAUCAGCAUCCACCAAACGCAGACGUUCCCUCGACCACACCACGAAGGACCGUCAAUAUUGCUGUCAUAGUCCCUGGAAACGUCCACCACAGUCAAGGGCUUUCCACAUCCACCGCCGCAAAUACAGCAGCGACACAUUCAUCCACAUCAACUAAUGAACACACAAUUGAUCAACACGGGCUUGCAACCCCCUCCCAACCUCAUCGUGAAUCCAACACCAACCUCUGAGGCCACCGUGUCGACCUCAACUCCCAAUGCCGCCACGGCUAUCCCCCCUGCAGCGACGACUACAGUCCCACCAACCACAUCUGCAAAUCCAACUGCAAUCGCCACCGCCACCACUACCAUCGCAUCCGCAACCCCAACCGCAACUCCUGUCCCAACCACUGCGAUUGCACCUCCAGCCGACUUAGGGAACGCCAAGGAAUCGUCGGAAGGCGCGGCCAAGACCAAUGGGUCUAACGACGAAUGGCGAAACAAGGAGAACGAUCGGUCAGCUCGACAACACAUUGCGCGCAUCAUACUGAGUUUGAUCAUGAAGAGUGCCAAUCGACCGGCUUCGAAUAGCUACAACCCACGAGAGAUUGCUCGGCGCUUAGAACACACCUUGUACAUGAACUCAUCGUCCAAGGAAGAAUACAGCAAUCUGACGACGCUGAAAGUGCGACUGCAGCAUGCUCUGGACACAUCCAGACGGCGGCAACAGGAGGCACAACUCAAGCAGGCGCAGGGUACAUCCAGCUCAGACACCACAGCCACUGCCGUCGCCGCCACCACUACCACCACCACCACAGCUGGUCCGAUGAAAGCGCCACCAGGUGUUUCAGCUUCUGCUGCAGCUCCCGCCGCCCUACCAUCUGCCGGUCUCAAGGCUCCUCCCGCGUCCGCCACGGCCGCGCAAGCAGCGCAACUCAAAGCGGCACAUACGCAGGCUAUGCAGACCCAGAUGCAACUGCAACAGGCACAAUUCCAAGCACAAAUGCAAAUGCUCAACAAAGUUCAGCCUCCCCAACCUGGUGCCGUUUCGACUCCAGCCUCAGGAACGGGUAGUAAUCCUGCGGCACCGGCGCCUUCGUCCAACAUUUUGGAGGAACUGGAGCGGGAGGCCGACGAAAUGGCCGGCAGCAUAAGCGACCAGCCAUUGGAAAUGCCAGCGUCGGAACUCGAAAACACGACGGUUGCGACUACCGCGAACGCCAACAUGAUCAACAUGCCGAUAAACAUGCUGAACAUGGGUAUGAUGCAGAACCGAGGCGUUCCGUACGGAAUGAACCUCCUAAAUGGCAAUGCCCCCUACGUGCACCCGCAACUGCAGUUGCAACAGCUCCAGCAAAUGCAAAUGCAGCAGCUCCAACUCCAAAAACUGCAGCAGAUGCAGCAGCUUCACCAUAUGCAGUUGAAUGCGGCAGCCAAAAUCAACCAAGUCAACAACACAGCCAGCACCACGGCGGCUACCACGCACCUCGCGCAACCGCCCGCUACGACGACUGCUGGCCCGACAUCGGCGGCGUCCGCAGUACCAUCCACUGUCCCAGGCGGGGGGGUUGCACUUUCAAUGCCGCCCGGCCUCGCUGGGGAGGUCACCCCCAAGCAACGCCGCGAAGAGUUUCGAAAGCGAUUGAUUCAACUCAAACACGCGCGCACGUGUCAAAGCAAUCCGUGCGAAGAGCCCUUUUGCGCCAAAGUCAAAGUCCUCUUGACGCACGUCUCCAACUGUUCUGAUGCCGAGUGCAACACGAUCGGGUGUAAGUCGACGCGUCAGCUGCUGUCGCACUACCGCAAGUGCCGAGACAUGCAAUGCUACGUAUGCAGUGCGAUUCGAACGCAGAAUCCAACCGGGCAAGCGUUUGUCCUCCGUCGGCAGCAAGAUCGGCUGUGCAUGCUUCGACACGCGUCAACGUGUGCAGCGCCAUUGUGUCCGAUGGCUUAUUGUGUGGACAUGAAGGUGCUGUGGAAACACAUUUGCGAAUGCCGCCAGUCGCAGUGCACGGUGGACCACUGCAUCAGCUCGCGAUAUGUGCUGUCCCACUUCAAGCAGUGCCAAAAACCAGACUGCGGUGUGUGUGUGCCAGUGCGCCACGCCAUCAAGAUCAUUGACUCGACGAAAACCAACCCCCAGGAACUUCAACAGCUCGCGUCGUCGUGUCCUAACGAUGUGAAGGUGUUGAUCCGUCAAAUGACCACCGUCCCGAUUUCGCUUCCGAUGCAGCAAGGUGGCACGGGAGCCCUUGGCAUGAUGGCACCACAACCACAGUCGAUUGGUGACAUGAAGCCGCCGCAGUCGAUACACUUGAUGGGGCAACCUUUGACGCAGGCAGCCACCGCUCCUUCGGGGGUGAAACAGGAACAGCCAUUGGGACCGCCAUCGAAUUUGAUGGCAGCCGGUGGAGCUACUGUGCCACCAACAAAGGUACCGGCCAAGCCGAAAGCAAAAACCAAAGCAGCUGCGGUCGGUACCACUGGGGUGUUGGCUGGUACCCCGGUGCAAGCGACUGGAAAGACAAUCAAGACGGAGGGAAAGGCCAAGAAGAACGACGCAAACCCCCAACCAAACGUCGCUGGCGCUCCGAAUGCCAUAAAGAAACCACCAGCUUCGGACAAAGAGAAAAAGGAGAUUCGCAAACUCAAGGCGGAAAAAGCCAAGGAGCGGCAACAAAGCAAACUGGGAAACAACGGAGUCAAACCAGUGCAAUCCCAAAUUCCAAACAACGGCUCGACGAUCAAGAUGGAACCGGAAUUCAAGAUCCCGACCGUCAUGCCCGCCAGUUCACCGACCAACGUCCUGAACAACGAGCAAGACUUUUCGUAUCUUGAUUCUAUGACCGAAGCGCAGUUGGACGAGCAUAUCAAGUCGCUUCGGUUCAACUUUUGCGGCCACAUUUCGAUGGUGGAGCUCAAAAACCGGUUGAUGCCGCUGCUGACGGCGGUCAUGGAGACUGAACAUGGGUGGGCGUUCAACACCCCCGUGGACCCGAUUCAAUGGAACAUUCCCGACUACUUGGAAGUGAUCAAGUGUCCCAUGGACCUCGGUACCAUCAAAAAGCGUCUCGAGAGCGAGCACUACGUGAGUGUCGAGUCGUUUGCGUCCGACGUGCGGCUCACGUUUGAGAAUUGCAUUGCUUACAACAGCAGCACCAACAAAUUCAACCAAGCCGCCAAGCAGUUGCUCGUGCAGUUUGAAACAGCAUUGCUGGCACUCAAGGAACAGCUCGAAUCGGAACUCAAGAGUAGAUGCGAACAACGGCGUGAAGAAAUGUGUCAGUUGUGCGGUGGCGACUCGUUCAAGUUUGCCCCGUGCAUGUUGUUUUGCAGCGGGCCGUGCACCGGUCGCAUCCGCCGCCACACGCAUUAUUACAGUGACCCCCGCGGUGAAUACCACUGGUGUUCGAGCUGCUACAAGCAGAUGAAAGACGGUCCGUUGGACAUGUCCCUGCUUCCUGUGUCGUCAAGUCCCGCCACCAACGACCCUCCGCUCACCAAGGCGAUGUUGUUGAAAAAGAAAAACAGCGAAGUUGCCGAAGAGCCGUGGGUCGCGUGUGACACGUGCAAACUGUGGUACCAUCAAAUUUGCGGUCUUUUCAACGAGCGCAACCACGCAAUUUCGGGCGAGCAAGAAUUGUUUGUGUGCCCGUUUUGCACGAUCAAGACACGGCAAUCGGGCCAGAUCCCACAGACCAAGUUUCCACUGCAAGCGAAGCGCCUUCCAGUGACGCGAAUGGCCGCGCGCAUUGAAAAACGCGUUGUCGAUGCAUUGGCGAAAGCGCAGGGUGAAGAACUGGCGCGCUUGAACUCUCUGGGCAACCUCGAGAGCGACGGGUCAAGCGCGCUCCAUCCCAAGACAGCGACGCCUCCUCCUUCAUUCGCAGUCACGAUUCGGGAAGUGCUAAGUGUGGACAAGCAAGUCCAGAUCAAACCGCGCAUGUCAAAGCUCUUUGUCGCGAAAGAAUUCAUCAAGCCGGGUGACGGGACGUCUCAAGGUGUCAAGCGCACCAAAAACAACGGCGACGCGUCAGUCAAGAAGGUCAAGGUUGAAGGUGCCGAUGCGAAAGCCACAGUGUCCACGGCGGUCGUGAAAAGGGAAAAAAAGGACAAGUUUGACUUGACGUAUCGGUCGCGAUGUAUUUGCGUGUUUCAAGAGCUGGAUGGCGUCGACGUAUUGAUCUUUACGCUGUACGUGCAAGAGUACGGCGACACAUGUGCCGAGCCAAAUCGCGGUCGUGUGUACGUGUCGUACUUGGAUUCGGUCGCGUACUUUCAGCCCAAGAAAUUUCGAGUGCUCAUGCAUCAGCAAGUGAUUUUGGGCUUUCUCGAAGACGCCAAGAUUCGCGGGUACCACACUGCACACAUUUGGUCGUGUCCGCCGCUGAAAGGCGACGAUUACAUCUUUUUCUGCAAGCCGGAAAAUCAAAAGAUUCCGAAGGCGGCCCGCCUGCGGUCUUGGUACAGCAAGCUUCUCCAAGGCGCAAAGAAGGAAGGUCUAGUCUACAACAUCAGCAACUUGUACGCGGAAUACUACAUGAAGCGCAAAACGGCGCUGGAACUGCCGUAUUUUGAAGGCGAUUACUGGCCGCGCCUAGCCGAAGAUUUGAUCAAACAAGUAGAGGAGAAGGCAAAGCCGAGUACUUCGAGCAAAUCCAGCCAUCGCAAGAGCAGCAGCGACGGUGAUCCGAAUGCUGCAAUUGGUGCCGCUGCGGUUCCGACACAGGCGGACACUGUGGACCCACUGGCGGUGGUCAGCGUCAGCGGCAAACAUUCGAGCAAAAACAAGGGCGAAGUCAAUUUGGACCCGAUCAUGCAAAAACUGAAAGCAAUCUUGGAGCCACAAAAGGAAGACUUUUUUGUCGUGGAUUUGCAUCCCCGGUGCCACAAGUGCAAUGCCAGUGUAAUCAACCGACCGUACUGGACCCUGAAGACGCUCGUGCCUACGCCCGACCCCGUGAACGACGUGAUCGAGGCGCUGAAGAAAGCCAAAACGGCCGCCGUCAAGACAUCGAUGUUGCCGCGACAUUACCAGCACUACUACUGCGCAUCGUGCUACGACAGCAGCAAGAACAACAUUCAAUCGCGUGUCGAAGCAUCGGUCGUCGGGGCGAAGAAAGCUCAGGACAUUUAUGCGGCUAUCCAAGCUGCAAACAGCGACCCAUCUACGUUCAACUACGCCGGUCACGAUGUUUUGGACGUCAAGUAUGAGCUGAGUUUGACAAGCUCCGUGAGCUCGUUGUUACUCGAAGGAGAGUCAUCCCGCGCGGACCUGGCGCUCGAGCCAGACACGGACGAACUCAUGCCGUGCGAAAUCUUCGACACCCGCGAAGCGUUCCUCAUGUACUGCCAGAACAACCACUGCCAGUUUGACCAAAUUCGACGGUCAAAGCACUCGUCCAUGAUGGUGUUGUACCACUUGUUUAACCAAGGCACGACCGGGUUUACGUUUUCAUGCCACAAGUGCAAUAUGACGCUCACGUCUGGCAAGCGUUGGAACUGUUCGAUUUGCAUCAACUUUAACUUGUGCGAAGGGUGCCGAGCCAAGACCAAGCACGAACAUCCUCUGCACCCGUUCCAGAUUGUGUCGAUUCCCCAGCCCAAACACAAGACGUCGGCCGAAAUUGACCAACACAACAACAUGGAUGGGUCCAACCUGCUUCUCGACAGUGCGUCGUCCAGCCGCAAGAAGAACGCCAAGAAACGACCAGGGCCGAAGAAAGGAAAGGGAAAGGGGGCCGGUGGAGGAGGUGGUGCAACCAAGAAGGCCAAACCAGACAUGUCGUCGGCAGUCGACGAAGGCGCUGCUACAACUGCUGCGAUUGCACAGGUUCCGAUGCCCUCUCCACGUGCCACCACCACCAUUACCCCUGUCGCAAAAUCACCUGCUGGUCCUGCGACCAUUGCAAGUUCGCAAACGAAUGGUGCCAACGACGCGGCAACUGCAAGUGGUGCCGUGGCUGCACCGUCUUCCGCAGCUGUUGUUGCGGCUCCUUCGGCAACAUCGCUUUCUGGUUCAUCCAACUCGUCUGCUGCUGCCGCUGGCGCAGCGUCCGCCCAGCACCAACAACAACGCAUUCACAAUGUGGAUCCGCAGCUCCUUGUCCAGCUCGAGCAUGCAAGUCUGUGCAAACUCAGCGACGCAUGUACGUACACCAACUGCAAUCGCAUGCGGGCCAUGUUAAAGCACGGCGCGACGUGUGAGGCACGCAAGGUCGGGCCAUGCCAGUUGUGCAAGCGCAUCGUUGGUCUCUUGAGCGCGCAUGCCAAGCAAUGCACGAAACCGAUCAACGAGUGCCAGGUCCCGCGGUGCACUGAAAUCCGGCGACUGGUCGAGCAACAACAGCAGAAACAAGCUGCUGCUGCUGCUGCCGCCACCGCCAGCAGCGGCUGCCAAGUCCAACCGCCACCCGUGCAGCAGUAGCGGACAGACGAACGAGCGACGUAGUCGCGGUAGACGCCAUCGAAGAGCAGGCAGGAGCAUCGCUUCCUCGUUCGGGAAGCGACGGGUGUGAGUAAAUACUAAGUUAUUUUGCCUAAACGCAUGG